This is a messenger RNA of Cydia splendana, 2041 nucleotides long. Its product is annotated as zinc finger protein 501-like. Gene Ontology annotation, molecular function: zinc ion binding. The transcript has 6 exons. Gene Ontology annotation, cellular component: nucleus. Bases 369 to 1538 code for a protein of 389 amino acids. Lineage: Eukaryota; Metazoa; Arthropoda; Insecta; Lepidoptera; Tortricidae. Gene Ontology annotation, biological process: regulation of gene expression. The record is from RefSeq and is a predicted model, not a curated record.
UAUAUUUUUUACACGACUGCCCAAAAAAGAGUGUAUUGUUUUGUUUUUCUCAUUGGUGACAUUGGUAUUCUAUUCUAUCCUAUCACCGUAUCAUAGAAUUCGAGCGCGACAAUUAUCACAAAAAAAGCAGCCGCUGGUCACUGUGUCGACCCAACUGUGUAAUUACUUAAAAAAAAAACAAAUUUAUGUCUGUGCUCCGCGUGCACCGUAUCGAAUCGCGAUGGGGUACAUUUUGUAAUUAUUAUGUUAAUUGAAUUGAGGAUAUGAACAAAACACGAAAUAGCGAUUCAUUUUGUUUUAUUUAGUUACGUCUUAUACUAGAGGUGAUUGGCACAUUAAACAAAUAGUACUGUAUAGUGGUUUCCGUCAUGGAUUCCUGCCGCUGCUGCCUGCGGUGUCCUCCGGACAAGGACCUGACGACGCCGUACACACAUAACGGCAAAACGGAGACAUUUUACGAUAUGUUCAAAGAGUGCUUCAAUAUACAUCUGGUAGUGGGAGGCUCGGGCUCGUGCGGCAUCUGCUCGGCGUGCGUGGGCCGCCUGCGAGACGCGAGCGACUUCAAGCUGCAAGUGCAGCGCUGCCAGGCAGAGCUGCAGGCACUGCUUGUUAAAGCGGAGUCUGCGGUCAAACCUGAGCGGACUGAUGAUGGCGCGGAUGAUGACUCUGUGAUUGAUGUGUUUUAUGAAGUGCCGAUACUGGUAGAGCUGUCAGAGGUUGGUGAAGAGAAGACUAAGGAAGAUGUUAAAGAUGAAGACCCCCUCGCAAAGUCGGGGACGGAUGAUGUGACGAGUGACGGCGACUCGUCAGCGGCGGUGUGUUCGGAAAGCAACGCCGCACGCCCCAGAAAACAGGCAACCCGUAAAAAACAACGCUCACAACAUCACACAGCAAGACACACUGACAAGAAACCUUUUGCGUGUAAUCACUGUGGUGACAAAUUUCGUCGGAAAGCAACCCUACGUAGUCACCAGAUGAUACAUACUGGGGAAAAGCCAUUUAAAUGUAGCGAUUGCGACUACAGCUCCAGGCUGAAGGCAAGCUUGCUAAUACACCAGAGAAUACAUACAGGAGAGAAGCCGUUCACGUGUAACUACUGUGAUUACAAAUGUAGUCAGCAAGCAAGCUUACAAGCACAUCUGCUGAUACAUACCGGGGCAAAGCCAUUUAAAUGUAUCCACUGCGACUACAUGUGCAAUCGCAAAGGAAAUUUAAUAGUCCACCAAAGAAUGCACACCGGAGAGAAACCCUACACAUGUAUCCAUUGCGAUUUCAAGUUCAGCGAUGCUUCUAAGUUGCGAAGACACGAAAGGACACAUACUGGCGAGAAGCCUUUUCAGUGUAGCCAAUGUGAUCACAAAUUCAGUCGGAGAACACACUUACAGAGGCACAAGAUGAUACAUACUAGAGCGAAGCCAUUUAAAUGUAGCAACUGCGAAUACGAGUGCAGGCGAAACGAGGAAUUGCUGAGACAUCAGAAGACACACACUGGCGAGAAUUUAUUUGUAGCUACAACUACACGAGUCGACCGAAACUAACUUAAAAAACCGGACAAGUGCGAGUCGGACUCGCCCACCGAGGGUUCCGUACUUUUUAGUAUUUGUUGUUAUAGCGGCAACAGAAAUACAUCACCUGAGAAAAUUUCAACUGUUUCAAUUGACAGACAGACGGACAGUGGAAUCUUAGUAAUAGGGUCCCGUUUUUACCCUUUGGGUACGGAACCCUAAAAAGACACCUAAGAUGGAAACAUCCUUCCGAAAACACCUAAUGUAGUUCCGAUAAUGAUCGGAAAUAGUCGCUAGUUACCUUAGAGAAUAUAACCAAAUGGAGUGGUCAUUAACAGGCGUUCCCCUCUGUCGAAAAUAGGCGGCCAAUGGUCAACCUCAUGUCAACCACAUGUAUGGACUGACGUUUAUCUGACAUGGCUAUGUUAACGUUACGUAUACAUUUGAUGUUCCCCUCCCCCGCAAAAAACGGCAGACUAUUUUGUACCGAAAAUUAUAGACAUUGCGUCUCCGUUGGUUAUAUUCUCUAAGCUAGU